CAACACAUCGAGCAAGACGUCGUCACGCCUCUGGCGGAGAGUUCUUUGCCGGUACUUAAAAGGACCGCCGACUGGAGCUCCAAGGAGUGACUUUAUCGAAGACAGCUACAGUGUCGUCAUUUGCUGGACGAAAUGGCUGUUUUCUCUUCUGGCGGGCGUCGUGCACCGUGUGUGUUUCUCUUCUUCAUCUGUAUUGCGGCAUACACUACUGGUCCGGCGCAAGCACUGAGGGUAAUCGAAUUGAAGGUUCCCGAGUCACCGACUCGUGGAUCCACUGUGACGCUCAAAUGCCGCUACGACCUGGAGAGGGAUCAGCUCUACAGCGUCAAGUGGUAUAAAGAUGGCAUCGAGUUUCUCCGAUAUCUGCCCAAUGAUAGGCCGAGGAUACAGGCGUUCAGAAUCAAAGGACUCAACGUGAACGUUGCAAGCAGUAACAACACUACAGUAGUGCUUGACAAGGUACAGCACUCUGCCUCGGGAACAUACAGAUGCGAAGUAUCAGCCGAAGCACCGACAUUCGAUCAGGACGCGGUGGAAAAGAUGCUGGUUGUCACAGAAACGCCUUUGUCCAUAGACCAGCCACCAAUCGGAAUCCUCGGCGGUUCCGUGCGUCUCAACUGUGCGCACAACUUCGGUAGCUUGCCCCUGUACAGUUUCAAGUGGUUCAAGGACGACAAGGUAUUCUACAACUUUAUUCCUCGCAACAGGCCACCAGGAGAAAUGUUCAGCGUGCAAGGAGUGACUCUCGAUAUGCUGCAGAGCAACUAUUCGUCACUGUUCCUGAAGAACCUGAGUGCUCUGAGUGCAGGCGCUUACCGCUGCGAGGCCAGCUCCGACGCUCCACCUUUUCUCACAGUACAGGACGAGAAAAUGCUCGCGGUGUUCGAACAACGUGACAUGAGACCACACAUCACGUACGACAGGGAGACCUACCAGGUGGGAGACAACGUGCUCCUCAACUGCACGUCCAGCCGGUCUAGGCCGGCUCCCAAGCUCGCGGUGUACGUGAACGACCGCCUCUUGAUCGACGCCGACGUUAGGACUAAAGUCGACACGCACCCGGACGGCUUCCAGACGACCACGCUCGCUGCGACCAUCCCGGUCAGACAACACGACGUAAGCAGAGCUUCCCUGCGUGUGAAAUGUCAGGCCAGCUUCGUGGGCCUGUACGAAGCGGUGGGCGAGAUGUCCAUUCCGGUUGGCCAGCAUACGGGAGACCACAGGGCGCCUUACCAGCACCAGCGUCCGCACCAUAGCCAGCCGCCACAGCGACCGCCAUACCUCGGUUCCAUCUCGUCGACGCAAGACGAGUGUCUAACCAAGGCUAUGGAGAUCCUGGCAAGGGCAUGGGCAGCCUACCACUGAAGAGAAUUGCACGCCGAGCUAUAGAUGUUUAACGUUUAUUCGCACUCGCCGACGCGCGAAAUAUUUUAAAAUACAUUUACAAAUACCUCUGAACAUGUACAAUAAAGCUGUAGGAA
Rhipicephalus sanguineus (brown dog tick) is the source of this 1481-nucleotide messenger RNA. RefSeq lists its product as uncharacterized. NCBI's taxonomy places the organism in Eukaryota, Metazoa, Arthropoda, Arachnida, Ixodida, Ixodidae. The record is from RefSeq and is a predicted model, not a curated record. The transcript is spliced from 6 exons. Bases 133 to 1365 code for a protein of 410 amino acids.